Cryphonectria parasitica EP155 is the source of this 936-nucleotide messenger RNA. Its product is annotated as family 8 carbohydrate esterase. The record is from RefSeq and is a predicted model, not a curated record. The transcript is spliced from 2 exons. Lineage: Eukaryota; Fungi; Ascomycota; Sordariomycetes; Diaporthales; Cryphonectriaceae. Gene Ontology annotation, molecular function: pectinesterase activity. The annotation marks the transcript as partial. Gene Ontology annotation, biological process: cell wall modification.
AGCACUUCCCGCACAACUGCCCCCAGCGGCAGCAUCACUGUCUGCUCCUCUGACUGUGACUACACCACUGUCCAAGAUGCUGUCGAUUCUCUCGACACAUCCUCCUCGGAUGCCCAGGUGAUCUUCAUCUACAGCGGCACCUACACGGAGCAGGUCACCAUUCCCGAGCUCUCGGGAUCCCUCACCAUCUACGGUGAGACCGAGGACACCUCUGACUACACCAGCAAUGUGGUGAGCAUUGAGCACUCCUCGUCGCUGGCCUCUGGCGCGGCGGACGACGAGCAUACCGGCACCGUCAUCAUCGAGGCCGAGAACGUCGCUGUCUACAACAUCGACAUCAAGAACACCUAUGGCGAGGGCUCCCAGGCCAUCGCGCUCUCGGCGUACAACACCAACCAGGGCUACUACGGCGUCGGCCUCUACGGCUACCAGGACACCCUCCUGGCCGAGACGGGCAACCAGAUCUACGCCAACUGCUACAUUGAGGGCGCCGUGGACUUCAUCUUUGGCCAGGAUGCCCGCAUCUGGGUCGUCGGCUCCACCAUCGCCUCCAUCGGCGCCGGUGCCAUCACCGCCAACGGCCGCGACUCGGACGACAACGUCUCGUAUUAUGUGAUUACCGACUCCACCGUUCAGGCCGGCUCCACCGACCCGGGUGAGGGCACCGUCUACCUGGGCCGCCCCUGGGGCGCCUACGCCCGCGUUGCCUUCCAGAGCACCUCCCUGAGCGACAUCAUCAACUCGGCCGGCUGGGAGGAGUGGAGCAGCAGCGAGCCCAACACCAGCGACGUCACCUUUGAGGAGUACGACAACACUGGGGACGGUGCUACCCAGUCUGACCUGGCCUCCUUUGCCACCACCAUGACCUCUGCCCUCACUAUCGACACCAUCCUGGGCUCUGACUACGCCGACUGGGUUGAUGCCGACUAUAUCUAA